Molecule: messenger RNA, 1166 nt
Organism: Meloidogyne enterolobii
Lineage: Eukaryota; Metazoa; Nematoda; Chromadorea; Rhabditida; Meloidogynidae
Source: the annotation of a GenBank genome assembly
CUGCAGCAAUUGAGACUUCGGAACAUCAAACAGCAGCAGUGGCCCAAUUCCCAGGUGGAGGUAUUCCCGUUCUUCAGCAUUCUGUCCACCCAUCAUUAUUUCAAUCACAACAAUCAUUAGAACAUCAAAAAUUGUUUUCUUCUUUACCAAGUAGCAGCGGAAGCAGUUCUUCCUCUUCUUUUACUUCUCAUUUUUUAACUCCACAACAACAACAGCAACACUUUAUUGAACAACAACAACAAUUUAACGUCGGAGGUGGUGGGCAACCGUUGUAUCAGCACCAACAUCCAUUACAAGGCCCGGCUCAGUCGUUGGCCUCCCAUCCACAUCCACUGAAGGGCGGAGGCUCAGCCCAUCAGGCGGCGGCAGCUGCCGCUGCUUUACAGCAGCCAAACAAGCGUAGAAUGGGACGAAAGAAAAUUCAAAUUACACGGAUUGCGGAUGAGCGGAAUAGACAGGUAACUUUCACAAAACGAAAGUUUGGAUUAAUGAAGAAAGCUUAUGAAUUGUCUGUUCUUUGUGAUUGUGAAAUUGCAUUAAUUAUAUUUAAUUCUUCUAAUCGACUUUUCCAAUAUGCCAGUACAGAUAUGGAUAAAGUUUUGUUGAGGUAUACAGAAUAUAAUGAGCCACACGAAAGUCGCACAAAUAACGAUAUAAUGGAAACACUUCAACGAAAAGAAUGUAAACAGGGAGCGGGUGUUGAUUCUGAUGACGAUUUUUCUCCUCCACCAACCCCAACAGGAUUAAUUAAUUCAAAUGCUGAUUUAGCAGCUACUGUUGCUUUAGCUGCUGCCCAUCAUCAUCAUAACGGGGGAGGAGGUAAUUCUGUAUUAGCUCAACAAAUGGCAAUGUUAGGCCAACAACAAAAUAAUGGAGGAAAUGGUAAUGGAGGAGGGGGAUUUGCUGCUGCUAAUGCUUUAGCAGCAGCUGCUCAAUAUGCAAAUGGAGGGGGGAGUGGAGGCGAUCCAUCACCAACAGGAGUGCCACCCCCUCCCUAUUCAGACUUUAAUGGUGUUCAAAACAUUGCACAACACAUUUUUGGUCAAAACAAUGUUUUUCUAGGAGCAUCUGUUGCAAGACAACAACAACAACAAAUACAGCAACAACAACCACCAAGAAUUGUACAUCAGGGGGUUUUUGUUGGCUGGACCGAUUUCGACAAAUGA